CUCUCCUUUUCCUUGACGUGACGGUUGCCUACUAGUUCGCCCAAUAAUAAGGAUCUCGCUGGACCCUUUGCGUUCGCUCCCCGCGGCCGGGCGGCAGCGCGCCUCCUUCCUCCGAGACCCUUCCACUCGUCCCGCGUCGAUCGCCAAAAAUGAACGCCGGAAGCGCCGCCAAGCUCAUCGUCGAGGCGCUUCUCCAGCGUUUCCUCCCUCUCGCCCGCCGCCGCAUCGAGACGGCCCAGGCUCAGGAUGGGCAAUAUCUUCGACCAUCUGAUCCAGCUUAUGAGCAAGUGUUGGAUUCAUUAGCUAUGGUUGCACAGCAUACACCUGGACCACUUUUAGAAGCUCUUCUUCGUUGGAGAGAGAGUGAAUCACCAAAGGGUGCAAAUGAUGCUUCCACAUAUCAGAAGAAGCUUGCAGUGGAGUGCAUAUUCUGCUCUGCUUGCAUUCGCUUUGUGGAGUGUUGUCCCCAAGAAGGAAUUACUGAAAACCUAUGGUCUGGUCUGGAAAAUUUUGUGUUCGAUUGGUUAAUUAAUGCAGAUAGGGUUGUUAGCCAGGUUGACUAUCCAUCAUUGGUUGAUUUGCGUGGGCUUCUCUUAGAUCUUGUUGCACAACUUUUAGGUGCUUUAUCGCGGAUUAGGUUCAGCUCCGUAACAGAACGAUUUUUUAUGGAGCUAAAUACUCGGCGUAUUGACACUAGCGUUGCCAGAAGUGAGACGCUCAGUAUCAUCAAUGGGAUGCGCUACCUAAAGCUGGGAGUAAAGACAGAAGGUGGUUUGAAUGCAUCAGCAUCUUUUGUGGCAAAAGCUAAUCCUCUUAAUCGUACUCCUCACAAGAGAAAGAGUGAACUAUAUCAUGCAUUGUGCAAUAUGCUUUCAAGCAUAUUAGCACCACUUGCAGAGAGUGGAAAAGGCCAUUGGCCUCCAUUGGGAGUGGAAUCUGCACUAGCAUUAUGGUAUGAAGCAGUAGCUCGAAUUAGAGGGCAACUUAUGCAUUGGAUGGAGAAACAGAACAAGCAUAUAACAGUUGGCUUCCCAUUGGUGACCCUUCUACUCUGUCUAGGCGAUCCCCAAGCAUUUAAUACUAACUUUGGUCCUCAUAUGGAGCUUUUGUAUAAGAAUCUUAAAGAUAAGAACCAUCGGUCGAUGGCACUAGAUUGCUUGCACCGGGUUGUGAAAUUUUAUUUAAAUGUUUAUGCAGAUUUCCAGCCUAAAAACCAAGUAUGGGAUUACUUGUACAGUGUGACAGCACAGUUGUUGACUGUCUUAAAGAAAGGUUUGCUAACUCAAGAUGUUCAGCAUGAUAAACUUGUUGAGUUCUGUGCGACUUUAGCUGAGAGUAACCUAGAUUUCACUAUGAAUCAUAUGAUACUAGAAUUGUUGAAACCUGAUAGUCUGAGUGAAGCAAAGGUUAUUGGUCUUCGGGCUUUGCUUGCCAUUGUUAUGUCUCCUUCAAAUCAACAAUUUAGCUUGGAAGUUUUUCAUGUUCAUGGUAUUGGUCAUUACGUUCCGAAAGUGAAAUCUGCUAUUGAGUCUAUCAUACGAUCAUGCAAUAAAGCCUAUAGCCAAGCCCUUCUUACUUCACCAAAGUCAACCAUAGAUAAUGCAACGAAGGAAAAAUCUCAAGCGUCUCUCUUCAGGUCAGUGCUGAAGUGCAUACCAUAUUUGAUUGAAGAAGUUGGCCGCAGUGAUAAGAUAACUGAAAUUAUUCCACAGCAUGGCAUAAGUUUUGAUCCUGGUGUUCGUGAAGAAGCAGUGCAAGUAAUGAACCGCAUUGUACGACAUCUUCCUCAUCGUCGUCAUGCUGUGGUGAGAGGGAUGGCUACCUUUAUACUGAAACUUCCUGAUGAGUUUCCUCUUUUAAUCCAAACUUCACUGGUCCGCCUAGUGGAACUUAUACGUUUGUGGAGGGCUUGUUUGUCUGAUAAACUGUUGGUAAAUGAUGCUCAUAGCAUUAAGAGACCAUGUCUUGAUGGUGAAAAGGUGAACAGGUCUCCAUUUCUUCAGUCAGCAGAUCCUUCUGAGUUCCAAACAACAGAAGUAGAUGCACUUGGUCUUUUUUUCCUCAGUUCAGUGGAUGUCCAGAUAAGACAUACAGCAUUAGAGUUACUGCGGUCUGUUCGUGUUUUAAGAAAUGAUAUCAGAAACCUCUCAGCAAAUGGCCGAGCUGAUAAUAAAUUAUUUGAGGUGGAACCAAUAUUUGUCAUUGACGUAUUGGAAGAAAAUGGAGAUGAUUUUGUUUUGAGUAGCUACUGGGAUUCUGGUCGUCCUUUUGAUUUGAGGAGGGAAUUCGAUCCAGUGCCUCCAGACAUAACACUUCAGUCCAUUCUUGAAAACCCUGAUAAAAACAGAUGGGCCCGCUGUCUUAGUGAACUUGUUAAGUUUGCUGCUGAACUUUGCCCAACUUCUGUUCAGGAAGCAAGGCUGGAGGUAAUACGUAGGCUUGCACUUGUUACACCUGUUGAAUUAGGUGGGAAGGCUUAUCAGUCACAAGAUGCAGAAAACAAACUUGACCAAUGGUUAAUGUAUGCUAUGUUUGCAUGCUCCUGUCCAACUGAUAACAGAGAAGACCGGGCCUUUACAGCAGCUAAGGAGCUUUUUCAUCUCAUAUUCCCAGCACUUAGACAUGGAUCUGAAAUAUACACUCAUGCAGCUAUCACUGCUCUUGGCCACUCAAACCUGGAAGUAUGUGAAACAAUGUUUGGUGAGCUUGCAUCAUUUGUUGAGGAAGUUUCGUCAGAAGCAGAGGGAAAGUCAAAAUGGAAGAACCAGAAGUCCCGCCGUGAGGAUCUUCGCAUACACAUUGCAAACAUAUAUCGUACAAUCGCUGAGAAAGUUUGGCCAGGGAUGCUUAGUCGGAAAGCUAUUUUGCGACUACAUUUUCUGAAAUUUAUUGAAGAAACAUACCGCCACAUAUGCGCAUCACAAUCUGAUAGUUUUCAGGAAUUGCAGCCUCUCCGUUAUGCGUUAGCUUCUGUGAUACGAUAUUUAGCUCCAGAAUUUGUGGAGUCAAAGUCUGAUAAGUUUGAUGUCAGAAUUCGUAAGAAGCUUUUUGAUCUUCUUCUUAGUUGGUGUGAUGAUACAGGCAGCACAUGGUCACUUGAAAACAUUAGUGAGUACCGCAGAGAAAUUGAGCGCUACAAGUUGGGACAGCACAACCGAUCAAGGGAGUCAAUAGAUAAAUUCAAUUUCGAUAAGGAGGUUUUUGAGCAAGUGGAGGCAGUGCAGUGGGCCUCCAUGAAUGCCAUUGCCUCUCUUUUAUAUGGGCCUUCUUUUGAUGACAAUGCCAGAAAGAUGACUGGUCGGGUUAUAUCUUGGAUCAACAAUUUAUUUAUGGAACCAGCUUAUAGGGCACCAUUUGGGUUUUCACCUGCAGAUCCACGAACUCCAUCAUACACAAAAUACACGGGAGAUGGAGGACGUGUUAGUGCAGGACGAGAUAAACAGAAAAGUGGACAUCUCCGCCUUCUUCUAGCAAAAACUGCAUUAAAAAAUCUUCUCCAGACAAAUUUGGAGCUAUUUCCUGCUUGUAUUGACCAAUGCUACUCUCCAGAUUCUUCAAUAGCAGAUGGUUACUUUAGUGUACUAGCUGAAGUCUAUAUGUGCGAAGAAAUUCCAAAGUGUCAGAUCCAGAGACUGGUAAGUUUGAUCCUCUAUAAGGUAGUUGAUCAGUCAAAACAAGUUCGUGACGAUGCCCUUCAAAUGUUGGAAACCCUUUCUGUCCGUGAAUGGGCUGAAGAUGAAUUUGAGGGUACAGGGCGUUAUCAGGCAUCAGUGGUUGGAAACCUACCAGACUCCUAUCAACAAUUUCAAUAUAAGCUUUCCUCAAAACUUGCUAAAGACCAUCCUGAGCUGAGUGAACUCCUGUGCGAGGAAAUUAUGCAACGACAGCUUGAUGCGGUGGACAUUAUUGCACAGCAUCAGGUCUUAACAUGCAUGGCUCCUUGGAUUGAGAAUCUGAACUUCUUGAAACUUAAGGAAUCUGGCUGGGGUGAAAGAUUAUUGAAAAGCCUUUACUAUGUGACGUGGAAACAUGGUGAUCAAUUUCCUGAUGAAAUAGAGAAGCUGUGGAGCACUGUUGCUAGCAAUAACCGGAAUAUCAUUCCAGUCCUUGGUUUUUUGAUCACCAAAGGGAUUGAAGACUGUGAUUCUAAUACAUCAGCAGAGAUAACUGGAGCAUUUGCUACAUAUUUCUCAGUAGCCAAACGUGUUAGUCUAUAUCUUGCACGCAUUUGCCCACAACAGACCAUUGAUCACUUGGUUUGUGAGUUGUCACAGCGAAUGCUGGAGGAGAUUGAGGAUCCAGUUAGGCCUAGCAAGGAUGAUCCUUUGGCAAGUUUUAUUUUGGAGUUUUCUCAAGGCCCCACAACUUCUCAGGUCACAACUAUUGCGGACAGCCAACCUCACAUGUCGCCUUUGCUUGUUCGUGGUUCCCUUGAUGGGCCACAUAGAAACACCGGCGGUAACCUGAACUGGCGGACUUCAGCAAUAACAGGCCGGAGUAUCUCAGGCCCUCUGAGUCCAUUGCACCCUGAAGGUAACAUUAUUGCUCCUUCCACUGGUCGGUCAGGGCAACUCCUUCCAGCACUUAUGAACAUACCAGGGAUGAGCUUGUCAGGGCCAUUGAUGAGUGUUCGGAAUUCAACAGGUAAUUUAAGGAGCCACCAUAUGUCACGUGACAGUGUAGAUUGCCUAAUUGAUACACCUAACUCUGGUGAGGAUAUUUUGCAUCUUGGGGGUAUUGAACUUCAAGGAAUUAGUGCCAGUGAGCUCCAAUCAGCUUUGCAGGGACAUCAACAACACUUACUAUCCCGUGCAGACAUAGCGUUGAUUUUACUUGCCGAAAUUGCUUAUGAGAAUGAUGAGGAUUUUCGUGAACACUUGCCACUGCUCUUUCAUGUUACUUGUGUCUCCAUGGAUAGCUCAGAAGACAUUGUGCUCCUGCAUUCUCAGAAUCUGCUUGUCAAUUUACUCUAUUCACUUGCUGGUCGGCAUCUAGAACUGUAUAAGGUUGAGAGUGGUGAUAGAGAGAAUAAGCAGAAGCUGUUUAGCUUAAUAAAGUACAUUCAGGCCAAGCGUGGCACUUUGAUGUGGGAGAAUGAGGAUCCAACUCUUGUGAGAACUGAACUACCAAGCACCGCACUGCUUUCGGCACUUGUACUGAGCAUGGUGGAUGCCAUUUUUUUCCAAGGGGAUCUUCGGGAGACAUGGGGUGCGGAAGCACUCAAGUGGGCAACAGAAUGCACGUCUAGACACCUCGCUUGCCGUUCUUAUCAGAUAUAUAGGGCUCUGCGGCCUAGUGUAAAGAGUGAGAAUUGCGUGUUACUUCUCCGUUGCCUCCACAGGUGCCUGGGAAAUCCUGUUCCAGCAGUUCUUGGCUUUGCAAUGGAGAUUCUCUUGACAAUGCAAGUGAUGGUAGAGAUCAUGGAACCUGAGAAGGUAAUCCUCUACCCCCAGCUUUUCUGGGGUUGUGUUGCUAUGAUGCACACAGACUUUGUGCACAUAUAUUGCCAGGUGCUCGAGCUCUUUUCCCGAAUAAUUGAUCGUCUGUCCUUCCAUGAUCAGACAACUGAAAAUGUGUUGCUGUCCAGCAUGCCCCGCGACGAGUUUGACACUUACAAUUGUGAUGCAGCAGAGCUUCACAGGGAAGAAUUACGGUCUUGUGGGAAAUCUUUGCCUAAAGAGGGUGGAAAGGUGCCAGCAUUUGAAGGUGUGCAGCCUCUUGUGCUGAAGGGACUUAUGUCCACUGUCAGUCAUGGUUCUGCAAUCGAGGUGCUAUCUCGAAUGACUGUUCCUUACUGCGACUCUAUAUAUGGGAGCCCGGAGACACGGCUUUUAAUGCACACCACAGGCUUACUGCCCUGGCUUGCCUUACAGCUAAUGAAGGAUCCGAUUGCCACAGACUCGGUUACACCUCUUCGACUUCAGUACCAGAAAGCAUGCUCUGUUGCUUCUGACCUUUCAUUUUGGUGUCGUGCAAAAGCAUUAGAUGAUCUUGCUGAAGUGUUUCUAGCUUAUUCUCACGGUGAGAUCACAUCCAGUGAGGACCUCUUUGCCUGUGUAUCUCCACCAAUUUGUUCUGCAUGGUUCCCCAAACACUCAUCUUUAGCAUUUGGUCAUUUGCUAAGGCUGCUUGAGAAGGGUCCUCUGGCUUACCAGAGGGUGGUACUAUUGACGCUUAAAGCACUGCUGCAGAAGACUCCAAUGGAUGUGGCACAGAGCCCACAUGUGUAUGCUGUUGUCUCACAGCUUGUCGAGAGCACAUUAUGUUGGGAGGCGCUUGGUGUUCUGGAAGCACUUCUGCAAAGUUGUAGCAGUGUUGCUGGUGGCCACAUGGACGAUCUGGGAUCAAACGAAAACGAGUAUGAUGCAAGUGACAGAGUCUUACACGGUAUGUUGGCACCACAGAGCUCAUUCAAGGCACGAAAUGCAACCCUACAGUAUUUGGGUGGAUCUGCAUUUGGAACUGGAUUACCAGCUCAAGGUGCUGGGUCAACGACUGAUGGUGGUUUGUCGGCAGGAGAGGUGGCACUUCAGAAUACUCGUUUGCUUCUUAGUCGUGUGCUGGACAGUUGUGCGCUCGGAAAGAAGAGGGACUUCAAGCGUCUUGUUCCCUUUGUUGCCAGUAUCGGGACAUGAAGCACAUCCGAUGCUAGCAAUAUUACGCAACAAUGUUGAAUGAUCCUUGUACGGUCUCUUUUUGUCCCGAGGCAUAUGGCAACUGCCCCCAAAAUGGGUUUAGGAGCAAGGCUCCUGCUCCAUUGAAGUUAUCUACACCGAUGAAGGCACCAACGAAUGCUGCUAUUCGACUCGGAUGAACUGGAAUCCUGGCACUGGAUCCAGAGAUAUCGAGGAUGUUGGUGGUAGUCGUUUUAAUUUUUCAUGAAGCCUUUUUGCAGUUAUUACUACCAGAAUCUCCUCUAAUUUAAUAUCUCAUUAUAUUUUUGUCCUAUGAAGCAUCUUGGUCUCACAUUUUGAUGAAAAAGUAUGUGGGCACAUUUCAUCGGCUUAUUUAAUAGACUAAGUGAUUCGGAAGUCUCGAUCGACAUCCUAGUUCAGCGUAUUCUCUCCUCCUCGGAGAAUCUGAAAUGUUUUAUCUUUUUGUAUAAAUGAAAAGUCUCCCAUGUAUUUAUGGAGGCUAAUGGUAUGGCUAAUUGGACGGCCUCAGGGCACCAAAACUACCAAUUUUUGGUUUGCUGUGAUGUGAACAGCCAUGUUUAUUUCCAUUAUAAUUAGUAAAAUAUAAUUUCUUUUGUCUGAAAAAAAAGUGCUAUGAUGACCAAAA
Molecule: messenger RNA, 7281 nt
Organism: Musa acuminata AAA Group (dessert banana)
Lineage: Eukaryota; Viridiplantae; Streptophyta; Magnoliopsida; Zingiberales; Musaceae
Exons: 17
Coding region: 150-6635 (2161 amino acids)
Biological process (GO): cell morphogenesis
Cellular component (GO): site of polarized growth; cell cortex
Source: RefSeq, a predicted model, not a curated record